CUUAAAACAUAAAUAUAAUUAUAACGUAACUAUCCUACAAAUUAACCCCAAUCCGGCUAUGGGCUACCCCUUGCCCACCGUUCUAACACACGAAAGAAGAAGAAAAAAGAAUCGGUCAAGCAGCUUCGACGCUCCUCAUCCGCUAGUUGAUGGUGAGACAAAAUUGAAUCUAUCAUAUGUGCAUAGGUAGUUACAUAUGCUUCUGAUAAGCUACAUUUAUUUUUACCGGUUGCAAUUACACGUAUUGACAACGGCUUUUUCUGCUUUGGUGUUUCAUCAAAAACAGGUUUCGGAAUCGAAUAGGCGAUAAUUAAGUUCAUGAAUGUUUGUCUAAUAGAAUCUAUUAAAAGAGAUUUGUUAAAUACUAUACACGGCCCGUAAGUGUAUGUUUUAAAAAAAAUCAGAAUAUGAAAACACUUUGUGUACUUUAGUCGUAACUUGUACUAAUCGAAAAUAGUUACCAGCUAAUAUUGUAAGUAUUCUACUUUCUAUUUUUGGCGAUACACCCUAGUAGAGCUGAAAAUUUGCAUGUCCUGACCCGUCCCUGACCCUCUGUGACCUGUCCCUGAAGGGUCAAGAUGUAUAAGUGACCCAUCCCGUCCCUGUCUCCUUCUUGACCCUGUCUUACCCUCAAGGGUCGGGAUGGGCCGGGUCAGUGGGUCGAAUCUUAUCAACACACUACUUUUUUACAAAUUAUGUUUUGGUACCCAAAAUUAUUUUUUCUUACAAUUUAGUACCUAAAAUUUAUUUUUUUACAAAUAAGUCCAUAAAUUUUGAUGGUAAAAUUACGUUUUGGUACCCAUAUUUUUUUAUUUUUACAAGUUAGUACCUAAACUUAAAAAAUUACAAAAAGGUCCAACGUGGUGUGAGAUAUUUGUUGUUGCUAAGCGUCACAGGGUCAAAACGUUACCCGUCCCUAAAUUGUCCCCUACCCGUCUCGACCCUUAGACGGUCAACAAAUGACCCGUCCCUAAUCUGACCAUGUAAACAAACUGACACGUCCCGACGGGACGGGUCAGUGGAUUUUCCGGGUCAAGCUUUCACCUCUACACCCGAGUGGCCGAGUAUGUAUACUUUAAUGUUUUUUUGUAGCGUACGUAGAAUCCAAAAUACCAAGAAGAGCAGCCAAAAACACACAACACAUUGUACUUAUAGCCGACCAUACAACAACGCAGCUACCGUGGCGGUUUAUGCAUGGAUCGGGAAUGUUCUGCCGAAUCCGCCCAACUAUAUAUAUAUAUGUAACCGAUCGAUAAAACGGCAUUCAGUAUUAACUAGUUAAUUACUCUCUCUUCGCAUACGAAAAUGAGUUCAUCAUUAUUGAGGAAGAAACAUAACAAUAAGGUGGUGAUGGUGGCCGCCGUUUUGCUACUCGUCAAGUCGCUAGUAAUUCGUACGACGCCGUCGGAGGUGGUACUGGAAUUUGAGUGCAACACCGCGGAGUUCGAGGCCGGCGAUAAGCGGCGUGAUUGUGUAAAUCCCUUGCUCAAUGAAUUGCUCGCGGAUGAUCAGAAUCCGCCGUACGCUUAUAAAUUCUACGACACUUACCACUCCUGCGAUAACGGCCGGAGCGUUAUCUACGGUUACAUAUACUCGGAGCCGCGCUCCGGUGCGUGCACCGGAGCGGCGACGGAUAUCCUCCUGAACCGGCAGUACUGCGGCGGCCGCAUGGGAGGUCACGCUUCCGGCGAAGGCUGUAAAAUGAGGUUUGAGGUUUACGACUUUGGAAAUGAGUUACAGUAACGACUUGAUCGUGACGCGGUCUUAUAAAAAAGAAAAAAAAACAUGUGUGGUAUGAAUGACAGAGUUCGGUUCGGUUCGAGUCGUUUAAGUUUUGCAUUCGUUUCCGUGUGAAAUCCAAAAUUUGCGUUUGUGUUGUAUAAUCCACUAUUUGCAUUUCAAAUUUCUCAAGUCACCAUGAUUUGGGGAAAACGGUUUACAUAUAUCUUUCACGAAGCAGUCGACCACUUUAUAAGAAAAAUGGUCUAUCAUUUUUGUCUAGUGGUCCACAGUUUCAGGCAAGUUGGCUACCAUUUUCGGCAAGCGAUCAACCUGAUGGCAUACUUAAUUGAAACUUACAACCGUGUUUGUUGAAAGCAGUAGACUGCUUCCUCCAAAUGGUCUACCGCUUCCGGCGGACGAACGACUAGAUUACACAGCUACUCUUUACUUACAUUAGAAAAAUAAUGACAACAGAAGGCCUAUAAUACAAAAUUGUUUUGUAAUAAUGCAAUAUCCUAUCACAUGCGGGCAACCAAAUAUCUGUGCAUAUUAUAAGUCUAAACAAAAAGAAAUAAUUGUAUGGCAAGUAUACUUUACAUUUUAAGUAUCUUCAUAACAACAAUAGCAACAAAAUUGAUCUAUCACAAGACAACUAUAUGAUAAAAACUAACAAACUUAGAAUUUAAAG
This is a messenger RNA of Linum trigynum, 2410 nucleotides long. Lineage: Eukaryota; Viridiplantae; Streptophyta; Magnoliopsida; Malpighiales; Linaceae. The record is from the annotation of a GenBank genome assembly.